Molecule: messenger RNA, 219 nt
Organism: Knipowitschia caucasica
Lineage: Eukaryota; Metazoa; Chordata; Actinopteri; Gobiiformes; Gobiidae
Source: the annotation of a GenBank genome assembly
AUGAAGUCUUUGCAUAUCUUCUCAGCCUUUACUACUUACUGCUGGCUUUUCAUAGAUGGGUUUCCAGUUGAAGACGGUGUACCGACCAUUAUUGGCUCUGAUCAAGUUCGUAUAUUCACUCAUCCAGGGAAGGUUCUGGCGCUUCACUUGAAAGAAUUGUGGAGCUUGAAGAAUCAACAGCAAUGCAGGGAAAAAUCCUUCAAAGAAAUCUACUUUUGA